Aspergillus versicolor CBS 583.65 is the source of this 2337-nucleotide messenger RNA. RefSeq names its product putative GTP cyclohydrolase II. The coding region runs from base 1 to 2337 and encodes 778 amino acids. NCBI's taxonomy places the organism in Eukaryota, Fungi, Ascomycota, Eurotiomycetes, Eurotiales, Aspergillaceae. Gene Ontology annotation, molecular function: lyase activity; GTP cyclohydrolase II activity. The record is from RefSeq and is a predicted model, not a curated record. The transcript has 4 exons. Gene Ontology annotation, biological process: riboflavin biosynthetic process.
AUGACCGAGGAAGAUACAAAUACCCCUAAGGGGGCUGAGACAACUACGGUUCAAUCCCCGACCUCCGCUUCGAGAUACAGUAAGCACAUAGUGUUGACAACAUAUCCCGGCCAAAGCGGUAUCGACCCUGUCCCUCUAGAAUGGGGCGCACCAGAUGCGAAAUCUCGCGGACCUGUCAUCGUUGCCCGCAGCGGAGCACAGCUCAAGCGUCGCAAUGCAAUCGGCGCUCACGGUGGCAGCUACAGUAUCUACAAUGCGCUGGCCAUUGCCGCUGGAGAUCUAGACCCAGAAUUCCGGCCAAACUUCCUGAAUACCGAACCUACCUUCAAUUUCCCCUGGCAACCGUCCUGGGCAGACAAGAAGAAGAUCGUGUCAAUGGACCCUUAUGGUCAUGAUGUUGUCAAGUACUUUCGGGACGAAGUCACCGCUGGUUGGGAUAUUCGGCCAACGAUGGCGGUCACUCGUGCCAAUAUGAAACUUGCAGAGAUUGGGGAGGCUAUUCGCGAUGGACACUUGGAAGUUGAUGGAUCAAUUGUGGUAGAUUCCACAGGCGAAGUGCGCGUCUCCAAGGUCGCAGUCGAGCCGGUUUGGUAUCUGCCCGGAGUAGCUGAGCGGUUUGGAGUGGACGAACCAACUCUUCGUCGGACCCUGUUCGAGCACACCGGUGGAAGCUACCCAGAGCUCAUUACGAGACCAGACCUCAAGAUCUUUCUUCCUCCUAUUGGCGGAUUGACGGUUUAUAUCUUUGGACCCCCGGAGCGGGUAUCUGAUGAGAACGUGAAGCUUGCUCUAAGAAUCCAUGACGAAUGCAAUGGUAGUGAUGUGUUCCAAUCAGAUAUUUGCACAUGUCGGCCGUACCUGGCAUUUGGAAUCCGUGAGGCUAUCCGAGAAGCACAGAACGGCGGCAGUGGUGUUGUCAUUUACUUCCGUAAAGAGGGACGAGCGUUGGGAGAAGUGACCAAAUAUUUGGUCUACAAUGCACGCAAACGUGGUGGUGAUACCGCCGACAAAUACUUCACCCGGACAGAGAAUAUUGCUGGAGUACGAGAUAUGCGCUUUCAAGCCCUCAUGCCAGACAUCCUGCAUUGGCUGGGGAUUAAAAAGAUCGACCGCAUGCUUUCAAUGUCUAACAUGAAGCACGAUGCUAUUGUCGAGUCAGGAAUCAAGAUCCAUGAGCGUAUACCCAUCCCCGAGGAUAUGAUUCCCGAUGACUCGAGAGUCGAGAUUGACGCAAAGAUCAAUGCCGGAUAUUUCACUACUGGCAAGUCAUAUACGAUGGAAGAACUGGCCCAGGUGCGCGGGCGAGGCUGGGAAAAGUGGGAGGACAUUACAGUACGUACAACAAUGGGAUCCCAGUCCGCCGCAGUCAAUUCGCAGCCCCAUAUCCCCAAAGCGGGAGUAUGGUGCCCUGCAGUGACAUAUUUCGAUCACGCAACAGACACGAUCGAUCUAGAGUCGCAGAAGAAAUACUACGCCUACCUAUCCAAGACCGGCCUCGCCGGCCUCGUCAUCCUCGGAACAAACUCCGAAGCCUUCCUGCUGACCCGAGAAGAGCGCGCGCAACUGAUUGCCGCAGCCCGCGAAGCUGUCGGCCCUGACUUCCCCUUGAUGGCAGGCGUAGGCGCUCACUCAACAAAGCAAGUUCUGGAAUUAGCAGCGGAUGCCGCAGCCGCAGGCGCAAACUACCUCCUUGUCCUCCCACCCGCAUACUUCGGCAAGGCAACGACCCCAAACGUUAUUAAGCGCUUCUUCGCCGAUGUUGCUAAGAAAGCACCCCUCCCCGUCGUGAUAUACAAUUUCCCCGGUGUCUGCAACGGCGUGGACAUUGACUCCGAGACGAUCACAGAUAUCGUGCGCGAGUCCGCGAGCUCCAGCCCCAAUGGCGUCUCGAACGUCGUUGGCGUGAAGCUGACUUGCGCGUCCGUUGGAAAGAUCACUCGUCUCUCGGCGACUUUUUCGCCGGCUGAAUUCGCGGUGUACGGUGGGCAAUCGGAUUUCCUGAUCGGCGGGCUGAGUGUCGGCUCCGCGGGGUGUAUCGCGGCUUUUGCGAAUGUGUUCCCGCGCACGGCCUCGAAGAUUUAUGAAUUAUAUGUGUCUGGGAAGGUGACUGAGGCGAUCGAGUUGCAGAAGCAGGCUGCGCUGGCGGAGAGCCCGUGCAAGAGUGGUAUUGCGUCGACCAAGUACGCGACAGCAAUCUAUACUGCAAAGUUGGCAGGCAUUGACGGAGCGGAGGAGAAGCUGAAGCCUCGGACACCAUAUGAGGAGCCUGCGGAGGGCGCAAAGAAGGUUGUGCGGAGUCUGAUGGACGGCAUGGCGAAGGUUGAGGUGACUCUUUAG